UUCCCGAAGGCGCUGCGAAAGUAUAAAUAUGAGCUCUGUGAGGAUGGCGAUUAGAAUUGUAAACAAACAAAGCGAUCUUUGGAAGUGCUGUAUUCUUCGCCGAUUUUGCAUUAACUACGAAUUUUUUGUGAAGUGUUCUGAUAGCAUUUCUCUCUGACCUUAUUGCAGUGGUUAGUUACUGCUGUUGAUUUAACAUCAGAGAUGCCGAGUGGAAAAGCGCCAGCUAUUGGUAUCGACCUAGGCACGACAUACUCCUGCGUCGGCGUCUUCCAGCAUGGAAAUGUGGAAAUCAUAGCCAACGACCAGGGCAAUCGCACAACACCUAGUUAUGUUGCCUUUACGGAGACCGAGAGGCUCAUCGGCGAUCCUGCAAAAUCUCAGGUUGCUCUGAAUCCCGAAAAUACCAUUUUCGAUGCAAAGAGGUUGAUCGGCCGAAAGUGUGAUGAUCCAAAAAUUCAGCAAGAUUUGAAAAACUGGCCGUUCAAGGUAGCAAACGAAGGCGGUAAACCAAAGAUCUGUGUCGAGUUCAAAGGUGAGCGCAAGCGUUUUAAUCCUGAAGAAAUAAGUGCUAUGGUGCUGACUAAAAUGAAAGAGACUGCCGAGAUGUACUUAGGGCAGAAAGUUACUGAUGCUGUAAUCACAGUUCCUGCAUACUUCAAUGAUUCGCAGAGACAAGCAACAAAGGAUGCAGGGAAAAUAGCUGGACUGAAUGUGCUGAGAAUCAUCAAUGAACCAACUGCAGCUGCUCUGGCAUAUGGUCUGGACAAGAAUCUGAGAGGUGAAAAGAAUGUCUUAAUCUUUGACUUAGGAGGUGGCACAUUUGAUGUGUCUAUCCUGACAAUCGAUGAAGGUUCCUUGUUCGAGGUGAGAUCUACAGCUGGUGACACUCACCUGGGGGGAGAGGACUUUGAUAAUAGGAUGGUGGCACAUUUUGUAGAAGAGUUUAAGCGCAAGCAUCGUAAAGAUCUGCGUUCCAGUCCAAGAGCUCUUCGGAGGCUGCGAACCGCUUGUGAAAGAGCCAAGAGGACUCUGUCCAGCAGCACUGAAGCUAGCAUCGAGAUAGAUGCACUAUUCGAAGGGAUAGACUUUUAUUCGAAAAUAACCAGAGCGAGAUUUGAAGAGCUGUGCAUGGAUCUCUUCCGAUCAACCCUCGAGCCAGUGGAGCGUGCCUUGAAAGAUGCAAAGUUAGACAAGAGCAGCAUCCACGACGUUGUCUUGGUCGGUGGUUCAACACGCAUUCCCAAGAUACAGAAAAUGCUGAGAGACUUUUUCCACGGUAAAGAACUUUGCAUGUCGAUCAAUCCUGACGAAGCAGUAGCCUAUGGGGCAGCCGUCCAAGCUGCCGUUCUGACAGGAAGCACAGACGAAAAGAUCAGAGAUGUCCUGUUGGUAGACGUGGCUCCUUUGUCACUGGGUAUCGAAACAGCAGGUGGUGUCAUGACCAAGAUCAUCGAGAGAAAUUCUCGCAUUCCCUGCAAGACAUCGCAAGUUUUCACAACUUAUUCCGACAAUCAGCCAGGUGUUGACAUUCAGGUUUAUGAAGGAGAAAGAGCGAUGACAAAAGACAAUCACUUGCUAGGGAGGUUCCAGCUGUCCGGAAUACCCCCUGCUCCGAGGGGCGUACCCCAGAUUGAAGUAACCUUUGACUUAGAUGCAAAUGGCAUCUUACAAGUCUCUGCAAUGGAGAAGAGCUCUGGAAAAUCACAGAGUAUCCGCAUCACCAAUGACAAGGGCCGUCUGUCGAAAGAAGAAAUUGAGAGAUGCUGGAAUGGAAGAGGCGAAGCAGCAUAUGAAAAAGAAGAUGCAGAGCAGAAAGAGAGAGUAGCUUCACGCAAUGCCCUUGAAAGCUACGUGUACAGCGUAAAGCAAGCAGCCGACACUGCAUCGGACGACAAGCUAUCUUCAUCAGAUAAAGCCAAAGUUAAGCAGACCUGUGAUUCUGUAAUUCAGUGGUUAGACAAUAAUACACUUGCAGAGAAGGAUGAAAUAGAACAUAAAAUGAAAGAAGUGCAAUCUGAACUGUCUCCUCUCAUGAGUAAAUUACAUCAAGGAAGCAAUUUUAAUUCUAGUCAAGAACCUAGGGCCAGUGCUGGCACUGGACCUACCAUUGAAGAAGUUGAUUAACAUGCUGAACUUAGAACAUUCCAAUUUCAUGUCACUGUAAAUAUAUCAUGUAUCACCAGUGAAGUUAACUUGCAUCAUUAAAUUAUUUAAAAUAUUUGUAUUUAAGUAUAGGGGAAAGAAAUAAAGUAAGUUAAUUUUUUA
Molecule: messenger RNA, 2265 nt
Organism: Stegodyphus dumicola
Lineage: Eukaryota; Metazoa; Arthropoda; Arachnida; Araneae; Eresidae
Product: heat shock protein 70 B2-like
Molecular function (GO): ATP binding; ATP-dependent protein folding chaperone
Source: RefSeq, a predicted model, not a curated record